AUGAUGGUGCAAACACUGAAGGAAAAGUGGUCUCACCUCAGUUCAUCAGAAAUUUUUACGAAAGUUUUUCCGAUGAGCGAUCGGAGCAACAUUCUUAUGUCUCCUUCUGUCAGGAUAUGGAUUGAACUCGUCGGAUUGGGUCCAAAAGGGUGGCAAUCGGAGUUGCUGAAGGGGAUGCUGAGAUACAGAGACAGUACUCACUUAGUUGUCGGUGACAUUAUUGAAGCAAGUGAUAGUGGUAACAUCUUGAGCAAUUUCGCUGAUCAGGUGAAGCGGGAACUGCUUUCGCGAUGGAGAGAUCGUGGGCUCAGCGAUGAUGAAGCACUUGAAUUUUGUGGCAUCAGAAAUCUUAAGGGAGAAAAGCUUCUCGAAAAGAGGCUUUAUCUUGAAAUGUGGAUUGAACAUAUGUCCUUCAGCCAUGAGUCGAAUUCAGUAAAGAUGUUAUAUUCGUUUCUGACAAAGCAUUUGAAUCGAGAUGAACUACUUCGACUGCUUUUUAUGAAAAGGAAACCCUCUAGCGCAUCAGUUCGUCUUUCUCAAGUUGAAGAUAUGGUGAUCGAAAACAUAAAAGACUCCGCAAAAAGUGUUCUCGAUCUUGUCACUCACAACGCCGAUGACAAUAACUCCGAGAAAGCGAUCUCGUUUUGGUUACGAUUCGUGCAAAAGAAAGACGAGGGACCAGGGUUUGUGAUAGACACGGUUCUCGACAUGUAUGACGUAGAAUCUCAAGUCAUCUUGAGACAGCAUAUAAACAACGCCUUACAAAGAUUUGGUGUACAGCUUGACGGUCGCACAAACAACGCGUUCAACAAAGUUUCGGAAUGGCUUGAAUAUCAGGAUAAUUAA
Plasmopara halstedii is the source of this 846-nucleotide messenger RNA. RefSeq lists its product as uncharacterized. NCBI's taxonomy places the organism in Eukaryota, Oomycota, Peronosporomycetes, Peronosporales, Peronosporaceae. The record is from RefSeq and is a predicted model, not a curated record. The transcript has a single exon. The coding region runs from base 1 to 846 and encodes 281 amino acids.